This is a messenger RNA of Armigeres subalbatus, 2127 nucleotides long. RefSeq names its product probable peptidoglycan muropeptide transporter SLC46. NCBI's taxonomy places the organism in Eukaryota, Metazoa, Arthropoda, Insecta, Diptera, Culicidae. The coding region runs from base 512 to 1969 and encodes 485 amino acids. Gene Ontology annotation, cellular component: membrane. The record is from RefSeq and is a predicted model, not a curated record. The transcript is spliced from 8 exons. Gene Ontology annotation, biological process: transmembrane transport. Gene Ontology annotation, molecular function: transmembrane transporter activity.
CCCCUAAUACAGUGCCCACACCAUCAUCACACCACACCAAGAUAGGUUUUGUUUUUGUUUUGAGUCUCGUCCGACGCGAAGCAGCGAUAGGAGACGAAAGUACGAAAUCAUCGUCGCUACCUACAUAGUGAUAACGCAUAACGUGAUAAUGUUUUGAUUCCAAUACGCAUCUUAGCUGUGGUGUUUUAGAUUUGCCCAUUCUAGCCGUACGUAAGAAUAGGAUCUGGUAAAGCUUAAUUGUGGAGUUAUCACUACCCAAAUUCCCAUUGAAUCUCAAGUGCCAAAUUUUUAUUGCAUUGCAACUAGCUGCGAGAAGCAGAAAUCCAAAGGGUUUUAGAGGUGCGCAGCAAAGUCAACGAACAGGCGUAAUCCGUCGUUAUAGUAAGAUGAUGAUAAGAUCUACCCGUGAAGAGCAUUGCUGAUAACUGCACUAUUUGCUAGCAGUGACUGAGGUGUGAACGACAUCGUCGUUCGAAGUGCACAAGUCGCGCAGCCACACAGCGGAGUGACAAUGGAUGAAGGCGAAGUAAAUGGAUAUCGUGAAGAUACGCCCGCAGUUGCCAACGCGGAAGAGAACAAGUUGGAGAAGAAAUAUCGAUAUUUUAUCUUGGAGCCAGCUGUUCUGUUACUAUUCUACGCGUGGAAUGUGUCAUCGGCCGUCUUCACGAACCAGAUCGUGUACCAAGCAUGCACGGUCACCUUCAAAAUCAACGAAACUUUGUGCGCUCAGCUCGGAACAGAAAACGAAACCGAAGCCGAAAUCGAAAAACUCGAGCGACUGGUUCAACCGUACACCGCCAACAUCUUGAUGGCCAAAUCUUUGAUCGAGUCCAUCAUUCCGGCACUAUGCAGUAUGUUCAUCGGUCCGUGGUCGGACAAAUAUGGUCGAAAGCCGGUCAUCAUGUCCACGUUCAUUGGUUCGUUCCUCACCUACGGUCUGUUGGCGGUGAUAUGCUUUCUGUCCGGUCGAUACGACAUUGACCCGUGGUACUACAUCUUGGCGUACAUCCCAGCGGCCCUGUCCGGUGGAAACUGUGCUCUCAUCACGGGGGUGUUCUGCUACAUUACCGACGUGACUAGUGAGCAGAAUCGAGCAGUCAAAAUGGGAGUCUUGGAGGCAGCAAUAUUUUUGGGACUCCUGUUAGGAGUUCUGAGCAGUAGUUACAUACUGCGCUGGACGAACGCCAUAACGGUGUUUGCAAUUGCAGCGAUAUCCAUUUUCUUAGGUAUUCUGUACAUCAUAUUCUACAUCGAAGAGAGUAUACAACCCGACGAGCUGGCCAACUCAACGAACAAAUUGCGGGAGAUGUUCCGUUUCGAAUUGGUUUCCGAUCUGAUCCAUACCUGUUUCAAACGAAGGCCUAACUUCGAUCGCGUGAUCAUCUGGUUGGUAAUUGCUGCUCUUGGGGCAAGCAUUUUUGCACUAGAGGGCUCCGGAACGGUGUAUUUCUUAUUUCUACGAGAACGAUUCGGAUGGACUGUGAAGGAAUAUUCGUUCUACGAUGCCACCGCCAUAGUGGUCAUGAUCAUAGGCAAUCUGGUUGGUAUGUACGUUAUGAAGAAAUUUCUCAACUUGUCGGAGAGUGUUCUAUCGGCAAUAGGGUUCUGCUCAUAUGCCAUCGUCAGCGGAAUUCAUGCGAUAGCCUACGAACCUUGGCAUCUUUAUCUAGCGCUAAGCGUGGGAAUGAUGAAGGGUAUCGCCGGUCCGAUGGGACGUGCAGUGAUCUCCAACACGGCCCCAGCAAACGACAUCGGUAAAAUCUACUCGCUAACGACGUCGAUCGAGUCACUAACCCCUUUGGCGUCGGCACCGAUCUACACCUACGUCUACAAGCUGACAAUGUCCUGGUUCCCGGGAGCGUUUAAUCUCAUUAGUGCAAUGAUAUUCUUCUUCUGUUUGUGUUUCAUGCUUUUGGCCAGAGUGUUCCAGGGGAUGUACCAAGCGACAACCUACACCUCAAUAAACUAAUAUUAAGGAAAUUUUAAAACAUAUGAUAUUAGACGAUAUUAGAUCUUUUAAUUGUUAACUAUUUUUGAAAUAGUAUUAUAUAAAUUUAGUUUUAUUCAAACAAAUCAAAGAACUGGAGUCAAUUUGAAAUUGAGCAGAAAUGCAAUAUUUUUUGUAAA